Eurytemora carolleeae is the source of this 1130-nucleotide messenger RNA. RefSeq lists its product as uncharacterized. Bases 21 to 719 code for a protein of 232 amino acids. The record is from RefSeq and is a predicted model, not a curated record. NCBI's taxonomy places the organism in Eukaryota, Metazoa, Arthropoda, Copepoda, Calanoida, Temoridae. The transcript has 6 exons.
CAUCUAAGAUAAUAUAUCUAAUGGCUGGUCCUUCUUGUAUGAACCACACUCUCAACGGAAUACUUUAUCAGGACAUGACUGAGUUCCAGAGACUAAUGAUUUACAAGAGAAUUUAUCAUCCUCAAUGGGACGCAUGCGAGGAUGAUAUCCCGACUUCGUAUAACGAGGCUAAGGAUAUGAUGGAGGAUCUAGGCCAGGUUCUAGCAACCAUGUUCAACAGCUCGAAGAUGCCGAGGAACAGGAUAUUCGGGAUAAUUGACUACAUGGUCGGAGCAGAGGAGGAUAGGAAGGAACCUAGUUGGUUACUGGAUAACAUCACCACCAUGCUCCUGUUCAGCUCGGGGAGCAUGAUCAAGCACUACCUUAUCUACCUGAACAACAAGAACUCUCUUCUUACAGUCUCAGAUAUCAUAUCCUCCAUGGUCAUCGUCUGCGAUAGAAUGGACAACGAUCUUGCCCCUAAAGGUAAGCCUGGAGUAAACAGUAUACUGGACUGGGUGUUCUCCGAGUUCCCCUCCCACAAGAAGAAUAAACUCUACUCAGACUUCUGGCAGGAGAUCAUUGACCGCUGUAAGGAAGAGGACGUGUCCGGUUGGUUUUGUUUUCUUCUUUGCUUAUUAUGUGCAAUAGGUGGAAUGAUAACUCAGUUAGGAAGUUAUCUAAGCGAGGAAGCUUUCUUUGAUGAUCCAGCUCUCCAGGAUACAGGAGCAGAGGAGUAAACCCUUCUCUCCAGGAUAUCGUAAAGUCGACUCAAAUAUAUUUACAUUUAUCUAUCUUUAAUUUAUUACACUUUAAGAUGUAUAGGAACCAUUAGUUUUAACAGAAAAAUGGGCGGAAAAAAUCAAAAUUAUUAAGAUGUAAAUAUUUGUGUUUAUUAACUGUUAUUACUUGAAUACUUUUGACUUUACGAAGAAAAUUUAUAAUGUUAUGUAAUCUCAAUAUUAACCUCCUCCUUGAUCCAAUGCUAAAAAUGUAAACACAACACUUAAAAUGAAUUAAAUGUAAAUAUUGUUGUAAUUAAAAUAUAAAAUUAUAAAAUGAAAUAAGUGUUUUAUAGGAUAAAUCUCCUCGUUCCUUGAAGAGUUAUAUUAAGUGAAAGUUAACAUGAAAUAAAGGUUGAAUUGAAAAUA